AAAAGACAACAAAAGUUGAGGUGGCUCACGAGACGUUCACAUGAAUCCGUCAAGAAAAGGAUCAAUUUUUCAGAGACGUUAGCAGACCAGAGAUCUCUUAGUCUUGGUUUUAAAUCAAAAUGGCCCUGAGGCAGAAUCCUAUUUUACUGUUUCUCGUGCUAUGUUCCGGCUGUUCCAUCGCUAGUACUAGUUCGACGAGUAAACCAAACAUCGUGUUUAUCCUUACAGAUGAUCAAGAUGUUGUGCUAGGAGGACUUACUCCUUUGAAGAAAGCUGAGAUGCUGAUCGGUCAGCAUGGUGUAAAAUUUGACAACAUGUUUGUGACAAGUCCUCUCUGUUGUCCGAGUCGAUCAAGUAUUCUGACUGGACAGUAUAUACACAAUCAUCGCGCCAGAAACAACUCCAUAUCAGGAGGUUGUUCAAGUCCUGGAUGGCAACAGGGGCCAGAGAAGCACUCAGUCAGCACCUACGUGAAAAAGCUCGGUUAUCGAACAUUCUUCGGUGGGAAGUACCUGAAUCAAUACGGGAUGCCGCAAGUAGGGGGGCCUGAACAUGUUCCCCCAGGUUGGGAUGAAUGGGUUGGACUUGUAGGUAACUCCAGGUACUACAACUAUACAUUGUCAGUGAAUGGGAAUCCAGAGAAACACGGAGAUACUUAUGCCUCUGACUACCUCACAGAUAUUUUGAAAGAACAUGCAGUCAGUUUCAUAAAUGAGCAGUCAGAAGCAUCACCCCCUUUCUUUAUGAUGGUUGCCACCCCUGCCUGCCAUGCCCCUUUCACACCUGCACCUCAGUACAAGGAUAAUUUUAAUACAAGUAAGGCGCCAAGGACAAAGAGCUUUAACACAGCAGGUGGACCUACCAAGCACUGGCUGAUCAGAAACACUCCACAUCCAAUGAAGGAUUCAUCCAUCAAUGCCUCAGAUUCUAUCUUCAGAAACAGGUGGCGUACUUUGUUAUCAGUGGAUGAUCUUGUUGACCAAGUCGUUCAGGCAUUGGACAAGGGGAAACACUUGGAGAAUACUUAUAUCAUAUUUUCAUCAGAUAAUGGAUUUCAUCUGGGUCAGUUUUCUCUUCCACAAGACAAGCGGCAGCUGUACGAAUUUGAUGUACGCGUUCCCUUCAUGAUCCGUGGUCCUGGAGUGAUGACUAACAAAACAUCACAGAGUCCUAUUCUCAAUAUUGACAUAGCACCGACUAUUGUGGAGCUAGCUGGCGGGAAAGCCCCUGAGUCCAUGGACGGACGAUCGAUUCUCCCUCUCUUGAAGGCAGAUGGUGAGAGCAGCCACAAAGGGGGAAACGCAAAUUGGCGCACGGACUUUCUUGUUCAACACUUUGGUGAAGGAGAUCUUAAGAUUGGGGGCUGUCCGCAGCUUUCUCCUGGUGUGUCGUGUUGUUGGCCCAACUGUGUGUGCGAAGACGCCUGGAACAACACGUAUUCUUGUGUCCGUUCUCUAAGCUCGUCGGAGGAUAUGAUGUACUGUGAGUUUAACGACAAAGAGGCCUUUGUGGAGCUGUACGAUAUCAAGAAAGAUCCUGAUCAACUGACGAAUAUCGUCAAAAAAGUUGCUCCGAAAUUUCUAGCAAAAAAACACUCUCGCCUGGUGGAUCUAGCGACAUGUGCAGGGGAUUCCUGCAGAGAAGCCUACAGUGAGACCGAGGAUUUAGGGCUUUGAAAUAAGACCAAUCGGUCAGAAUACUAAAACAAUAUCUUUCGGGCACAGCGGGGAAUAAAGGAGAUGAAA
Molecule: messenger RNA, 1745 nt
Organism: Pocillopora damicornis (cauliflower coral)
Lineage: Eukaryota; Metazoa; Cnidaria; Anthozoa; Scleractinia; Pocilloporidae
Product: N-acetylglucosamine-6-sulfatase
Biological process (GO): glycosaminoglycan metabolic process
Molecular function (GO): glycosaminoglycan binding; N-acetylglucosamine-6-sulfatase activity
Source: RefSeq, a predicted model, not a curated record